This is a messenger RNA of [Torrubiella] hemipterigena, 960 nucleotides long. The record is from the annotation of a GenBank genome assembly. Lineage: Eukaryota; Fungi; Ascomycota; Sordariomycetes; Hypocreales; Clavicipitaceae.
AUGUCUCCGAAGGCUGACCAUAAAAACCCCUUUACCCAUAGCCCAAGACGACAUUGUAAGAAUUAUCAAAUAUUAUUUCAAAUAUCCAAAAUCAAUAUGUCUUCACGAAUAAUCGAUACCUUUGAGCGAGAUGGGCCUGAGCGCAAGACCAAAGUCAUCGUUGCUACUGUCAGCAGGACGGCUACCAUCUCCAUGUACCUGGCCGCCCAAAUCCUAGGUUAUACCCCAUAUCACAUGAAAGAAGCUAUUUUUGAUAGCGAAUGCAAAGACCUCGAGGUGAUUAAUGAGGCAUUGGUUGCUCAAUACAACCGUUUCUCUCGCAUCCAGCGCUACACCAAGGGAGACUGGGACAAGUUUUUCAAGCAAUAUGAUUUUAUCGUUGAAAUACCUGCCUUCUUCGGCAUUGAUAUGUUGGAGGCAUAUGCAGACGACCCGGAUGUAUUGUUCAUUCUAGUGGAGCGCAACCCAGACCGAUGGGCCACGUCAGUCAACAAGACCAUUGGAAAGGGUACCCAAGGUUUGUUUAAAUUUCCAAUGAAUAUCUUGACUCCAUGGAACAAGCAAUUGCAUGUUUUUACCACGUUUAACAAAUACUGGUAUGGCGUGUGGAGCAGCUCAACCACCUACGGCGCUGCGGACAACCACGCUGGCCUGUGCCGCGCGUACACUGAAUACCUCUCUACGGCCAAGAAGAUCUUGCCAAAAGAUCGCCUACUGCACCUCCGAUUGGAAGAUGGACUAGACUGGGACAAGCUGUGCAACUUUCUAGACAAGCCUGUCCCGAAAGAGCCUUUUCCUUGCGAAAAUGAUGCUGGCGAUUUUGAAAAGGUCAUUGGAGACUGGAUUGGUCCUCGUGUGAUGAAUGCAGCGCUGAAGCUUGGAUCUGUUGUGGUCGUCGGGUUAGGAUUAGCUGGUGCCUUCGUUUGGAGGACCCAAGGAAUCUCGCAGAAGUGGAUUUGA